Pedinophyceae sp. YPF-701 is the source of this 1344-nucleotide messenger RNA. The record is from the annotation of a GenBank genome assembly. NCBI's taxonomy places the organism in Eukaryota, Viridiplantae, Chlorophyta, Pedinophyceae.
AUGGCGUCCCAGGAGGCGGCCCCGGCGGCGCUGUCGGCGACCAUCUGGAAUGUGAUUGCCAGCGCCAGCGCGGCGCGCGCUCGCGCCCCGUCGCAGGCCCGCGCGUCCCUCCGCCAGUCCCUGAGCAGCCGGCGGCUGCUGGACGGCCGCGCGUCGCAGGUCGACGUCGUCGCGACCGGCGCAGACGAUGACGCGGCGUCCCCGCCGCAGCCGACCAAGAGCGCGUCGAUGACUGCGCUGAACGGGCGUAUCUUCCCGGACCUGCUGCUCUGGCGCGGCCAAAACAAGCGGGGUGCCCCGCCCGAGGCGGGCGGGGCGCGGAAACCGUCGCUCUACUGGUUCAGGGAGGAUCUGCGGCUCGACGACCACUUCGCGCUGUCCUGCGCCCUCGAGAACUCCUCAUCGGUCGUUCCCGUCCUCUGCCUCGACCCUAGCGACUACGCCCCCCCGGCUGCUGCUGCGGGCGCGAAGCGCGCCGCCCUCGGCCCGACGCGCGCCCGCUUCGUCCUCGCGUCCGCACACGACCUCCGCAAAUCUCUCCGCGAGAAGGGCUCGGACCUCGUCGUCCGCGUCGGCAAGCCCGCCGACGUCCUCCCAGAGCUGGCCAAACAGGCCGGCGCCGCUGCCGUGUACUGCCAGCGCGCGGUCUCGGCGUCCGGCGCGCGCGCCGAGCGCGACGUGCGUGCCGCGCUGCAGCGCAACUCGUGCGAGCUCAAGCUCGAGUGGGGGUCGAUGCUGCACGCCCCGGACCAGAUUCCUUACAAGACGAGUGCCGACGUGCCGGCGACGUUCGCCGCGUUCCACCGCGCCGUCGCGAACGUGCAGCCGCGCGCCGCGCUGCCCGUGCCGAAGGACCUCAAGCCCGGCGUCGUCCGCAACAUCGAUCCCGGGAGCAUUCCGACUGAGCGCGAGCUAGGGAUCAGCGCGCAGGCCGGCGGCGGCUCUGGGGCCGACGCGGGGCUUGUCGGGGGCGAGAGCGAGGCGCUGCGGCGGCUGAAGGAGACGCUGGCGGCCGCGGCGGCCGCGAUGGCGGGGUCGCGGAGGCAGGGGGCGGUGCGGCGCGAGGUGCCUGCGCCGGCGCUGGCCGACCCGAACAGCCUGGUGUGCAAGCUGUCGCCGUGGCUGACGUCGGGGUGUCUGUCGCCGCGGCGCGUGUACGAGGAGGCGUGCCGCGCGGCCGGCGGCACGCGGAAGGGCGCGGCGGGCGGCAAGGCAAGCACGCCGCUGCUGGAGCUGCUGUGGAGGGACUACUUCACGCACCAGGCGCUCGUGCUGGCGCAGGGGUCCGCGCAGAAGGGCACUGGCGUCGCGGCGACGCAGGGCGCGACCGCGGUGGCGCUUUGA